Desarmillaria tabescens is the source of this 3108-nucleotide messenger RNA. Its product is annotated as kinase-like domain-containing protein. Gene Ontology annotation, cellular component: cytoplasm. Gene Ontology annotation, biological process: protein phosphorylation; intracellular signal transduction. The transcript has 4 exons. Bases 86 to 2695 code for a protein of 869 amino acids. The record is from RefSeq and is a predicted model, not a curated record. NCBI's taxonomy places the organism in Eukaryota, Fungi, Basidiomycota, Agaricomycetes, Agaricales, Physalacriaceae. Gene Ontology annotation, molecular function: protein serine/threonine kinase activity; ATP binding.
ACUUUACUGGUUUUUGUAUCUUGCUGCUUGCUGGACGAGCGCUCGUGUUCUAGAUAUAUCGUCUCUCUGUGUCUUUUCUGCUGCAAUGGCGUUUCCAGUGUCUUCAAGUCCACCUCGCGCGCCUCCUGUCAAGUAUAAAGCUCCGCUAGGAACCCGUUGGGAAAAAGAGAAGGCUGCGGCUGGUGGUGCUGAAGCAUUCGAAUAUGCUACGGAUCCGAAGUCUAUAGGUCCUUGGAUUAUAGGCGAGUGCGUCGGUAAAGGUGCUUCCGGUCGUGUCAAGAUCGCCAAGCACAAACACACUGGACAGCUCGCUGCCGUCAAAAUACUCCCUCUUGCCCCGCUAGUCAACUCUCGUGCCUCUCUUGCUACUCAGCAGGCCAAAACAGAAAAACAACGCCUAGGAAUUGACCGAGAAAUCACGAUGAUGAAGCUCAUGAACCAUCCCAACAUCCUACGCAUCUACGACGUCUACGAAGGCACUAGAGAGCUGUUUCUCAUUCUUGAGUACGUCGAGGGCGGAGAACUUUUUGAUUUCCUGGUCAACAAAGGCCGCUUGGAACCCUCGGAAGCUCUGACCGUUUUUAUGCAAAUCAUCUAUGGCCUUAACUACGCGCAUACAUUUUCUAUCAUUCAUCGCGAUCUCAAGCCCGAGAACAUUCUAAUCGCUUCUUUCAAUCCGCCUCUCGUCAAGAUAGCGGACUGGGGUAUGGCAGCUUUUGCUCCCCCUUCUCUUCAUCUGGAGACAAGCUGCGGCUCUCCUCACUACGCUAGUCCAGAAAUUGUCAACGGACACAAGUACCAAGGAACUGCGACAGACAUCUGGAGUUGCGGUAUUGUUCUCUUUGCUUUACUUUCAGGCCGGCUUCCUUUUGAUGACAAGGACGUCGGAAUUCUCCUAAGCAAGGUGAAGAGCGGCGUUUUCAAGAUGCCCCAGUCAUUGGAUCCGCUGGCAAAAAACCUCCUAUCUCGAAUGUUGGUUGUUGAUGUUCAUCAACGAAUCACGAUUCCCGAGAUUCUUGUGCAUCCUUGGGUAACCUCGUCCUCCGCUGCAUUGGUCAGCAAGAUUCCUCCGAACCCCUCGGUCCCUCCGUCACCGGAGGUUCUCGCACGUCCUAUACUUCAUCCUUCGCUGAUCGAUGCAGACCUAUUCUCUUCACUUCGUAUCAUCUGGGGAAAAUACACAGAUCGGGAAGGCGAGUCGAUCAAACGGGACUUGUGCUCUCCCGCCGGUCAAGGUGUGCACGCAAAAGCUUUCUACUUUCUACUUGGAAAAUAUCGUGAGGAAACGUCCAAGCUCGAUGGCCCCAACGCAGCAGUUGCUGACAGCAUGAGUUUCAACCUUGGUUGGGAGCUCGACACAAAGAUAGGAACAGGUCUUUUGAAGAAAUACGACAGUAGUAAUCGAGACCUACUUCCCAUUCAAGGUCGUUCCCGAUCCGUUGCUGCUCCAAUUGGAUUAUAUCCGAUUCCUCCUUCAAUUAGACGUACUGCUACAACCUCGCCAAGAGAGAGGCCUGCAUCGCCGGCUGGACCACGAUAUCCUGCUGCGAAGGAAUCCGGAGUCCGUUCUGCGUUCCACGUCCCUCGAUCUCACCCGAAGACAUCUUUCGCGACGGCCGGUGGCCCGCGUCCUCAGCCUCCAAGACGAGGAUAUACCUUCUCUCAUUCCACCAUUAAGGAUGGCUCGACCGUUUCUGUCGAGACGUCCUCCGUUCAACGAGCAGCUUCUCAUCGUGUGUCAGCCGCCACCCAGCGUCCUCAAUCCGAGUCGCCCAGCAAGUCUUCUCGACGGAUUGAUAAUAACAUUCUUCCAUUUCCUGCCGUUGGCCGUUCAUCUUCAAUCCGUAAGCCGUCAUUAGCUCCGGUUACCCCCAUGUUGGACGCAUCUUCUCACUUCAAAGAGGAUCUUUUUUCAACGGAAAGCAAAGCCGAUGAUCUUCUGGCCAAAAUCAACGGCUUGACCAUCACUGACAAUCACCUUCAGCAGCAGCGAAUGUCAGUGUAUUCCGACAAGGAGAACAAAAGCGUCGGUGAAGAGUCAUGGAGUUACGUCGGCACCGAUGAAGGCCGCAGCGCAAUUGGCCUGAGCGUCGGUAGGGACGUUGGCAGGGAAGUGGGAAACCUUGUCGCCGACGGGGACACUAUCCCAAAUAAAGGUAUGAAAGAACGCAAGACUAGACCUCCUCCGCUCGAGCUCCCAUCAUUGAACAAGAAGCGUUCAACGUUAUCGACCCUUCCUUCCCCGGUCGCCCUCUCCCCGCCUUUAAGUAGCGUCCAUACACAUAGCCGAUUACUCACUUCUCCGGUCGUCGGCGAGUUCAAGGGGUGGUUUUCCAAUCUGUUUAGUUGGAAACAUCAAGCGCAUUCCCAGAGUAGUCCGUGGACAUUAUAUUCAACCGAUGAUUCAGUGAAGACUUGUGAUGGUGUCAAACGUAUGUUGGAAGAGAUGGGUGUUAUCGUCGAUAGCCCUUCCACAGUUUCGCCAGGAUCAGGCGGGGCAUCCGAAUCUACGUUUGUCAGGUGUAGGCUCGACGAGUCAAGCUAUGGCGAGCUUGCCAAUAUGAAACCCUUCACCUCUCAUGUCGCCGACAUCGAACUUUCUUUCAGCUCCUCCGCCACCUACUAUGGUUGCACGUGGGAGGUCCAGCGUUUAUGUGAACAAAAGCCCUCAUAUACUGCCCCUUCCUUGCCCUAAUCCUUGCACGAGCAGCAGUGUCUCUCGCAUGUAUGUAUCGAUGAUAUCUCUGGUCCAAGAAAGGGGAUCAGCUACGACCUUCCGGGCUAUCUGGCAAAGACUGAAGGACGUCUAUAGCGAGGGUUCUAUAGCCGCUGAUUGCUUCAGUCCGGCGAUGGUUAGUACUCCUGUCAUGGAAGGCUCUCCCACAAUUGCGGUAUAAUCCGUGGAUCCGAGGAUAAUGGUUCACAUCUCAUUUUAUAUUUACUAUACUACAUCAAGAAAACCCGUGUACUAUCUGCAUUUCUAGCAUCUGUAUAUCAAUUGUCUGUUACAAAACAUCUUAACGGCGUUGUAUUUUCAUUCUAUUGUAACAUUUUUUUCAAAUAUGGAAAUCAUUUAUGCAACGAGGACAAUACUUCCAAAGUUUCGCG